This is a messenger RNA of Silurus meridionalis, 1174 nucleotides long. RefSeq names its product dysbindin domain containing 1 (gene dbndd1). Gene Ontology annotation, cellular component: cytoplasm. Bases 48 to 533 code for a protein of 161 amino acids. Gene Ontology annotation, biological process: negative regulation of protein kinase activity. The transcript is spliced from 4 exons. NCBI's taxonomy places the organism in Eukaryota, Metazoa, Chordata, Actinopteri, Siluriformes, Siluridae. The record is from RefSeq and is a predicted model, not a curated record.
CUGUCUGCCGCGCCAGACAGCAUUGCACCGGCUGCUGUGUAGGCUGAAUGGAGGCUCAGGCAGACUCCAGUGCUGCAGAGCCCAACAGACAGAAAGACUUUCAGAAACUUCUCAAGUCAUCCAGCUCUGCUAGUCUCACUACUGAGGCGUCUCACAAUGCUGCAGGAGAGCAAGUUGGGACCCCUGGGCACCACUGCAGCCAGGUCCUGACCGCAGAGAGACGCCAACCCUUGAGCAGCGUGUCCUCUCUAGAGGUUCACUUCGAUCUGCUAGACCUGACAGAGCUGACUGACAUGUCUGAUCAAGAGCUGGGAGAAGUGUUUGCUGAUUCAGAUGAGGAGAAUCACAAUGAAUUGCCAGCAAAUCAUCAGCCACCAUUGCCUCGUUUCCCUCAUGGCGGUUACGUCCGAUCACCCUCCUGGACCCGGGGGUGCAAAGGGGAGCAGCAACCCAGAGACAGGAAACAUCACAGCGACUCGGAGAACACCGAGCCUUUGCUAAAGAUCGAGCGUUCCCAAUCUCAGCAGCCCUGAGCCACGACCAGCUACGUGGGCUCAGAGAGGACACGCCGUCCUUGUCUGGGGGAUGAAGAUUCCUUCCCAAGGAAGUGAUGAAGGGAUCUCUGAAAGGACACAGAGACUCCUGCUCAAGAUACAGCGAUCCUUCUGCCUAAAUAAGGCAACUUGAGCCAAUAUAUAACAUGGAAUUAUGAUAAAGGUUGUGGGCUCUAAUGGAAAUACAAAAUUUCUCCUUUAACCAGCAAAAAGUGGGAAAUGUAUCAAUGAUACAGUAAUCCUGUUUUCAGCAUAGCUAUGUGAUGAACUGGAAGCAUGACCUCAUGAAGCUUUCUGGCAUGUACAGUGUCUGCAAGGAUCAUUUUAAUGGAGAAGAACUAAUCUAAGAAGUUGUGGGAAAUUGAUGCUUUAAUGAGUCAGGCAAUUCAUCAACAACAAGUGGGACAAAAAAAAAACCUCACAUGCUUUAUCAUACACAUAGACUAGCUCCUGAAUUAUAUAAAAGGCGAGAUGUAUAUAUAAUUAGGAAGAGAAACCAGGCUUUAUGUCUACAUGUAAAAGCAAUUCUCUUUUUCAUCCCAAUAUUCCCACUCGAUUUUUGAGUCGUAAUUUGAAAAAAUUCCAAUUUGAAAGAUUAAAUGAACAACAUGCCAUUCAAA